ACAGAAGGCUAUCUUAAUUGAUUUUGAAGCUCUCACACAUCAGCGAGGGUUAGUUACGCUUUACACUCGGUUUUUCUCUUGAGAUUUCAACUUGAUGGAGGAUCAUCAAGAAAAACAGGCUACAAGUCGCAAAUCAACAAAUGAUGAAGAUCAUCAGACAAAAUCAGAAGAAGAAAUUGCCAACAUAUCAGCAUCAGCAGAAUCAACAAAACCCACCUGUUUCAGAAUUGAACCGUUAAAUUCUCGCAAUCCCGAUGAAGAGGAAGCAAGGUCACCAAGCGCUGAUAGUUCAAGAACCGAAUCAAUACGCAGCUCAAUUGACAGUGAAGAAGUGUACUCAUCCACAUCUGAGCCUAAAUCAAUCAGUACGCAACAUAUCUACCUUAAGAGCCGAUGCAUGCAUACGUCAAUACACAGGACUGGAUAUUGGAAUAAACAGGUCAAGGAAAAAGCCUUUGACACUAGCAAUAACUUGAUGUGGGAAAUAUGUCCAAAAAAGAAAAGAACAAAGAGAUGUCUUGUUGACAUUGAGGCCUUCCAUACUCAAGAGACCAUUAAUAAGAGCUCUUCGGAACAAAACUCGAGCACUGUUGUUGAAAAGGUUAAAAGGUUGAAGUUACAAAGCUCAAGUGGGUCGAACCAACCUGAUACGAGAAAGGCUCAUGCUUGUAGUUUAUGCGACAUGUCAUUCUCUACGCACCAAGCACUCGGUGGCCAUGUUUCAAGCCACGGAAAGAAUAAACGGAAGCAAGAUGAAGGAGGGGAUAUGAUGCUGAAGAGAAGUAAGAAGAAGAGAAAUGAGUCUCGUGGGCAUCAAUGUGAGAUUUGUUGCAGGGUUUUUCCAACAGGGCAAGCUCUUGGUGGACAUAAGCGAGCGCAUUGGGAAGAUCCAAAUAAGGAUAAAAGUAGCAAUGGUUCAGUAUUGAAAAGUUUCAGACUCUUUGGUACAAUUAUGUUCUCGGCGAAAUCUUCGGAAGAAAAGGAUGAUGGUAAUCAAGAAAUCAAUCAAGCUCACGUUGUUAAUGAAGUUCCGGAAGAGAGAGUUCACAAUUUUGCGGAUCGGCUGGGCUCUGAUAGUACUGAUCCUGUUCUUGAUUAUGUCAAUCAGAGAACAGAGAGUGAAGACCAUGACAUGUGUUGCUUAAGGCUGUAAUACUAAGUAGUUUAAAGAGUUUCAGUAAGCUUUUUUCUUUUCCCCUUCUUUUUCUUUGUUGCUGUUGUUGUUGUUGUUGUUGUACAAGGAGUUUCAGUAAGUUUUUCGU
Messenger RNA from Asparagus officinalis (garden asparagus), 1262 nucleotides. RefSeq names its product zinc finger protein ZAT9-like. Gene Ontology annotation, molecular function: DNA-binding transcription factor activity. The coding region runs from base 95 to 1153 and encodes 352 amino acids. The record is from RefSeq and is a predicted model, not a curated record. Lineage: Eukaryota; Viridiplantae; Streptophyta; Magnoliopsida; Asparagales; Asparagaceae. The transcript has 2 exons.